CCCAAGUCCAAUUACAAUACUUAUAUGAUUAUAUUCUGGUCCGAUAAAUCCAUUGGGCUUAUUAAUGGGCUUUAACUCUCUAAAACACAUUUUGGCGCGUGUAACAUCGCAACACAUCAAACGUAGGUGCGUGUACCUCACAUGAAAACACACGAGAACCACAUACGUACGCGUCCCCACCAAGAGUUUCGAGUUUUAACAAAAUGUCGUUUAUACCCUUAUACUUACCCGGCAAAUUUAUCGCAUGUUGCCGCCAAACUUUAUCACUUCCCUCGCUUCCAAGGCUAAAUCUCAGUGGGUAUUGACGAUAAUACCCUUCAUCUUCCUCAACAAGCUUUUUUCUUUGGAUAAAAAUUCCCGAACAAGCUUCUCGAAACCAAACAAAUUUCAAACAUUUUUAAUAUUUCCCUCCUCUAUUUUCCCUCUUCACGUCAAAAAUUCAAAAACCCCAAAACCCUAUAAUCUCCUAUAUAAAUAUUCAGCCCUAGAUCUUAUAAUUCAUCAAUCAAACAAUCUCUUCAAUCAAAUCUCUUCUUCAAUCAAAUCUUCAAAUCCCUUCAAAGAUGCCUUCAAUGCCAGAAGAGCCGCUCCUAACACCAACCCCAGACAGAUUCUGUAUGUUCCCAAUUCACUACCCACAGAUCUGGGAAAUGUACAAAAAAGCCGAAGCAUCAUUCUGGACCGCCGAAGAAGUAGAUCUAUCACAAGACAACCGCGACUGGGAAAACAGUCUCAACGACGGUGAACGUCACUUCAUCAAACACGUCCUCGCUUUCUUCGCUGCAUCUGACGGAAUCGUACUAGAGAAUCUCGCUUCUCGCUUCAUGUCCGAUGUUCAAGUCUCUGAGGCGCGUGCUUUCUACGGUUUCCAGAUCGCGAUUGAAAACAUCCACUCGGAGAUGUAUAGUCUCCUUCUCGAUACUUAUAUCAAAGAUAACAAAGAGAGAGAUCAUCUCUUUCGUGCCAUUGAAACAAUCCCUUGCGUCGCCAAGAAAGCUCAAUGGGCUAUGAAAUGGAUCGACGGUUCUCAGACUUUCGCCGAACGAAUCAUCGCUUUCGCUUGCGUCGAAGGUAUCUUCUUCUCCGGAAGCUUUUGUUCAAUCUUCUGGCUGAAGAAACGAGGACUCAUGCCUGGAUUAACAUUCUCAAACGAAUUGAUCUCACGUGACGAAGGUUUACACUGUGAUUUCGCUUGUCUACUCUACACGCUACUCAAAACAAAGCUUAGCGAAGAACGCGUGAAAUCAAUCGUCUGCGACGCGGUCGAAAUCGAGAGAGAGUUUGUGUGCGACGCGCUUCCGUGCGCGUUGGUUGGGAUGAACCGUGAUUUGAUGAGUCAGUAUAUUGAGUUUGUUGCGGAUAGGCUUUUGGGUGCGCUUGGGUACGGGAAGGUGUACGGUGUUACUAAUCCGUUCGAUUGGAUGGAACUUAUUUCACUUCAAGGGAAAACGAAUUUCUUCGAGAAACGUGUUGGUGAUUACCAAAAGGCUUCCGUUAUGUCUAGCGUUAAUGGUAACGGCGCGUUUGAUAACCAUGUCUUCUCUCUCGACGAAGAUUUUUAAAGAGCGUUUGUUUUGAUGCUAUAAUUACGAUUCUACUCUUGUAUUAUUACCGUGUAUUAUCCUUGGUUUUUGAAUUAAUGAAUAAUUAGUUGCUUUUAUCCUCUCUUUCUUCAGCUUAAUCUCCAUGAAU
Messenger RNA from Arabidopsis thaliana (thale cress), 1692 nucleotides. It is a transcript of the gene TSO2, whose product is annotated as Ferritin/ribonucleotide reductase-like family protein. The record is from RefSeq and is marked reviewed. Gene Ontology annotation, molecular function: oxidoreductase activity; ribonucleoside-diphosphate reductase activity, thioredoxin disulfide as acceptor. Gene Ontology annotation, cellular component: nucleus; cytoplasm. The transcript has 2 exons. Lineage: Eukaryota; Viridiplantae; Streptophyta; Magnoliopsida; Brassicales; Brassicaceae. Gene Ontology annotation, biological process: deoxyribonucleotide biosynthetic process. Bases 564 to 1562 code for a protein of 332 amino acids.